Molecule: messenger RNA, 258 nt
Organism: Alternaria atra
Lineage: Eukaryota; Fungi; Ascomycota; Dothideomycetes; Pleosporales; Pleosporaceae
Exons: 2
Coding region: 1-258 (85 amino acids)
Cellular component (GO): cytoplasm
Source: RefSeq, a predicted model, not a curated record
AUGUCCGCCAACCCAGGAAACGUCGUAGGAGGCCACAAGGCUAACCUAAACAACCCAAACACAUCCGACGAGUCCAAGCAGCACUCCAAAGAGGUCCUUCAGAAGAUCGAAAACGGCGGUGAUGCCAACGCUGUGUCUUCUUCCGGUGGAGAUAAGAACCCCAACAACGUCGCUGGAGGGCUCAAGGCUACUUUGAACAACCCCAAUACCUCCGACGAGGCUAAGCAGAGCGCUAAGGAGAAGCUCGGUCAGGAGUAA